UCUGUGCCGGGAACCACACGACACUUAUUUUUAUGUAGAUAAAAACAAUAGGUACCUAUUUUCUAUCAUCACUGGAAUGUGUUGGGCGUUAUCAUUGUUGACUCAGUAUCAAAUCAACCUUUCGCCGAAAUGGCGGAAUUGUUAUUUUUUAUUAUAAGUGCUUUUAUAUUAAGUGUUGAUAGUGCAAGAAUAUUAGCAGUGUUUCCGAUGCCGUCUAUUAGUCACCAAGUAGUGUUUAGACCUUUAGUUCUAGAAUUAGUUAAACGCGGUCAUGAUGUUGUUUUAAUUACUCCAGAUCCAAGUUUUCCUAAAGGAGGUGGGCCUAUCAAUUUAACAGAAAUAGAUAUGCAUGACAUAGCAUAUAAACCUUGGAUCGAAUACCUUCCAGAAGAAUACAAAGAUAAGUUGAUGUCUAUUCAUACAUUGAGUAUUAAAUCUACGUUAGAAAUAACCGCACUUAUAAACACAAAAGUUGUAGAAGUCCAACUUCUAUCGGAACUAGUUCAAGAGUUAAUAAAUGAUAAAACGCAGCAUUUUGAUCUAUUGCUUGUUGAAGCUUGCCUAAGACCAACAUUAGUAUUCUCACAUAUUUUUAAAGCACCAGUUAUCCAAGUCAGUUCUGCUGGUCCCAUUCCAUACAAUUUGCAAACAGUCGGAGCCCCGAUGCAUCCAAUUCUUUAUCCGUUUGCAUACAGCAAGAAGCUUUCAAAUUUAACGCUCUAUGAUAAGUAUAUGGAACUUUAUAACUUUUUGAUAAACCAAUAUGUGACGUAUAGGAAUGAAAAAAUCGAAAAUGACAUGCUUAGAAGGACCUUAGGUUCGGAUGUGCCUACAGUGAGUGAGCUGUCUGAGAAUGUAGAUAUGUUGUUUUUAAAUGUUCAUUCUCUUUGGGAAUCAAAUAGGCCAGUGCCACCAAAUGUUUUAUAUUUGGGAGCUUUGCAUAUAAAGCAAGAGAAAGAGUUACCAAAGGACCUUAAAUCUUAUUUAGACUCUUCAAAAAAUGGCGUAAUAUAUAUGAGCUUUGGUACAAAUGUAGAUCCUUCAAUGAUUCCGCCGCAAGUGAUUUCGUCAUUUGUCGAUGUGUUCGCUGAGUUGCGCUAUAACGUUUUGUGGAAAUGGCAUACUGAAGAUGUACCUAGGCUACCAAAAAAUGUUAAAAUUUCAAAGUGGCUCCCCCAAAGAGAUCUUUUAAUGCAUCCAAACGUGAAAUUAUUUAUAACCCAGGGUGGUCUUCAAUCUACUGAUGAGGCUAUAGCAGCUGCAGUGCCUCUUAUCGGAAUACCAAUGCUUGGGGAUCAAUGGUAUAACGUCGAAAAAUAUGUUCAUCAUGGUAUUGGUGUGAGACUAGAUAUUGAAACUAUUGAUGCUGACAAAUUUAAGGACGCCAUUGAUACUGUCAUUAAUGAUAAAAGUUACCUCGACAAUAUACGAAAGCUGAAAUCACUAAUGUAUGACCAACCUCAAACGCCAUUAGAAAAGGCUGUAUGGUGGACUGAGUACGUUUUAAGACACGGAGGGCGCCAUCUACGUUCGCCGGCCGCAAACCUACCUUGGACUGUAUACUAUGAAAUAGAACUACUGUUUUAUUUACUCCUCUUUGUGAUUGGGGCGCGCUUUUUAUUAGUAUAUUUAUUGUUUAGGUUGUAUAAAUUUGUUAGAGGUUGGCUGAGUAAAAGGAAAUUAAAGACAAAUUAAUAAACUUACUAUUAA
Messenger RNA from Amyelois transitella, 1710 nucleotides. RefSeq names its product UDP-glucosyltransferase 2. The coding region runs from base 130 to 1695 and encodes 521 amino acids. NCBI's taxonomy places the organism in Eukaryota, Metazoa, Arthropoda, Insecta, Lepidoptera, Pyralidae. The record is from RefSeq and is a predicted model, not a curated record. Gene Ontology annotation, molecular function: UDP-glycosyltransferase activity. The transcript has 4 exons.